CAGGUACCUAAGGUCGCCCUGUACUGUUGGGCAGGUUGGGGCCUGAACAACCUGCUUGCCCUAGAGGGAAAACCAGGAAAAGGAGCCAGUGACUCUCACUAGUCCUGUUGGGGCACUUGGUUCCCCUCAGAGAAUCUGGGGAGUCGCGUUUCCAGAGAGGCUCCUCUGGCUCCGCCUGGGCUCCAUGGGGAACAGAGGCUCCAGCGGAACCGUCCUCGUGAGCAGGAAGAUCCAGAAGUCUCACAGUGUCAGAGCGGGUGACAAGGAGGAUGCGGACGUAGUCUCGUGUUUUUACAAGCCGCCUCUCCGCUGGAUGGCGCUCAGUGGCAGCAGUUACGUUUUUUAAUCACAUCUCAUAAAGACUCACGAAAGAAGACUGCAGAGACACUGCAGAAAAUGAGGAAAGAAUGGAAAUGAUUUCCGAAAAGUCCAAAGAGAGCAUGUAUUUCUGGAACAAAACCACAGAGAAAAGUGACUAUGAGGCUGUGGAAGCACUCAUGACCAUGAGCUGCAGUUGGAAGUCUGAUUUUAAGAAAUAUCUAGAAAACAGACCUGUCACACCAGCAUCGGACACUUCAGAGGAGGAGGGCCUGCUGCCUGGAACGCCCGAUUUCCACGCCAUCCCCACGUUUUGUCUGACGCCACCCUACAGCCCCUCUGAAUUUGAGCCCCCUCAUGUGUCAUCUCUGAUGGCACCCGAGCCACCUGCUGAACAUUUCCGGUCACUGUCAGACACUGCCAAGCCCCACCUCGCUGCACCUUUCAAAGAGGAGGAAAACAGCCGGCCGCCUGCCCCCAGACUCCUCAGGGCCCAGGCAACAAGUGUGAUCCGGCACACGGCUGAUGCCCAGCCCUGCAGCCACCGUGCCUGCCCUGUGCAGGCUGCCGGCGCCCUCAGCUUCCAGGAUGAGGCUUUGCAGAGAAGGCCCCACCUGAGUAUCGAGGGCACAAGGAAGAGUGUGCCCUGUGCAGCCGUGUUGCCAAGCAGAGCCAAGCGCGAGUGGAAUAUGCUGGCAGAUGCCAGCGACCAGACAGGCUCCACCGUGCCUGGCUCCACUGUGCCCUCCUCAGAUGCAGUGCUCUCCAGGCCCCGGCCCCGCCCUGUAUCCCCACAGCACCCGGUGGCGGCCUCUCUGCCCGAGUCUUCCGCAGGGGGUGCGCCGCCGCUGCCUGUCAUCUGCCAGAUGGUCCCCCUCCCUGCGCACAGCCCCGUGGUGACAACCGUUGUCCCUGGUCCCCCGCCCAGCCAGCCACCCACCGUCUGCCCACCCGUGCUGCUCAUGGGCACCCAGGUGCCCAAGGGCGCCGUCAUGUUUGUGGUGCCUCAGCCCGUGGUGCCGAGCCCAAAGCCGGCGCUGAGCCCACACGGCACCAGACUGUCCCCCAUCGCUCCAGCGCCCGGCCUCACACCCUCUGCGGCCAAGGCCACACCGCAGGUGGACUCCUCCAGGGUCCGGAGCCACAUCUGCAGCCACCCAGGCUGUGGCAAGACCUACUUUAAAAGCUCCCAUCUGAAGGCCCACAUGAGAACGCAUACAGGAGAGAAGCCGUUCAGCUGCAGCUGGAAGGGCUGUGAGCGCAGGUUCGCCCGCUCCGACGAGCUGUCCCGUCACCGGCGCACACACACGGGCGAGAAGAAGUUCGCCUGCCCCAUGUGCGACCGGCGCUUUAUGCGCAGUGACCACCUGACCAAGCACGCCCGGCGCCACCUGUCCGCCAAGAAGCUCCCGAACUGGCAGAUGGAGGUGGGCAAGCUGGGCGACGUGGCCCUGCCUCCCGCGCCUACGCCUGCGCAGUGACGCUCGGGACGUGAGGCCAGGACUCACGUUCACGGCUGGUACCGCCGGGCAGCCAUGCUCCAGGAGCCAGGACCCGGCCUGGGGUGGUGACAGAAAGGGCUGUGGCCACCUGCAGGUCCAGCGCCGUGUCACUGCUGUCACAGGAGAGGCCGAAGGCUCCGGCUGAGGAAUCGGGAAUGCGAUGUCGCUUCACCGUGUGUCUGCACUGGACACGGGUUCAACCGAGACCCUUGGGUGCUGGGCCCGGAGCAGAGGCUGAGCUGACCCUGCGGUGCAGAGAGGAGCUGGGGUGGAGGGCGUCCUGACUCGGACACCACCUGGCCUUCGCUGUUGUCUCCGUGGUUUCUGGCGUCAGACCCACACAGGAUGCCGUUCCCACUGUCGCUGACACCGGGGUGGAAAAGCUACACGGCUGAAGAGCCCAGGGCGGGGAUCCCUCACUCAUUAAUUUAAUUGCUUUGAGGUGGAGCUACAGUUCUGCAUUAUUGUUUUGAAAGUUUAACAGGUGACUGUACUUAGGCAUUUUAUUAUGCUUUCCACUUUAGUUUGCCUGCCGUUUCUUGUGUAGAUUUGAACAUUGUAUCCCUAUGUGUUUUCUGUGGACUCACCGAAACAUUGAUUGCACUUUGUUUAGAAAAAAAAAUCUGAAGAUAAAUAUAUUUCAUGAAGAAGGGACAUCAAGAAUUCCAGGUGACUCCUUGAAAAUGAUGGCUUUUGUUAUGAGCAGACUGUGUUAGGAGGGUGUGUGUGUUUCCUUAAAUUAGAAACUUAGCACUAUUCCUAGGCAGACAAAGGGUCUGCUAAUUCAUAGGCGUUCUCAGAGAUGGGGAAGGAAGGGUAGAACAUUCUUAGGACAUUCGAUUUUGUUAGUAUUUGUUAUGUUUUGUUGUGCAGUGGGUGAUAUACACAGUGGAGAAAAAUUGUUUGAAAUACACAGUGAAAAAGUCACUAUAUCUGCACAUGUAAAAUUUUGUCUAUUUUGGGUGUAGAUUUCUGACAUCAAAACUUAGACCCUUGGGAGAAUUUUCUGUUAAUUAAAAAAAAUCCAUGUGACAAUUUGCACAAUAUUUUGUUGUACUUCUUGUUUACAAUAAAGAAUUUCCUUUGCUCUAGGUAA
Molecule: messenger RNA, 2916 nt
Organism: Heterocephalus glaber (naked mole-rat)
Lineage: Eukaryota; Metazoa; Chordata; Mammalia; Rodentia; Bathyergidae
Gene: Klf10
Product: KLF transcription factor 10
Biological process (GO): regulation of transcription by RNA polymerase II
Molecular function (GO): RNA polymerase II cis-regulatory region sequence-specific DNA binding; DNA-binding transcription factor activity, RNA polymerase II-specific
Source: RefSeq, a predicted model, not a curated record